AUGGCUAGCUUGGAAGGGAAGAUACAGGCCUAUGAAGAUGUCCUUAGAAAACUGAGCAGUCGAUUCGGUAUCUCUGAUGAGCAGCUGAUGAGUUUUGCACUGGCAGAAUCAGCUGCUGAAUCGACCGCACAGCCUGAUCCAUACGCCGCUACGCCGGAGGAUAGGAAGUUCUUUUGGGCCUUGGGAUCAGAGCCCUAUCUUUCAGCUACUUCGCUUGUGUCGCAUGUUGCCGCCCACACCGAUGAAGAUUUUAAUCGGGAUCACUUCACACGGGCUACGGGUUUCAUUGGUAAAAGCUCCGAGAUCUCUUGGCUGCAGAUGUUAAGCAAAUAUGUGGACUCUGGGUGCGAGGUAUGUCAUCCAGUUUCUGGUAUAUCUUCACCGGCUUUGACAUCCUACUGUGAUGGGCCGAUAGCUUCGUCAAAUUAUCACCUUGACGACUUCGACAUGCCUACCAUUGAGCGACUCGACACAUUCGAGCUCCCGUCUAAGGACACUGCUACAAAACUUUUCAAUGCGUACUUGAGUUCUGUACAUCCUUCAUUUCCCAUAAUCGGAAUUUCGACAUUUGCAUCACAAUUUCAAGCUUUCUUCAAUAAUCCGUCCCUGAAACCAGGAAACAAGUGGCUUGCCAUAUUGAACCUCAUCUUUGCUAUUGGUGCAAGAUAUGCCCAUUUGACCAAUGCAGAAUGGAGAAGGGAUAGGGAUGAUCACUAUUCAUACUUCAUAAGAGCGAGAAACAUGAGUCUUGAGGGCCAACUGCUGCACCAUUCUGAUCUACAACAGUUACAAGUUGAAGGGUUGGCGUCAUUCUAUAUGUUAUCAUCCGGCCAUAUGAAUCGGUCAUGGAAGCUCUGUGGUAGUGCUGUGCGAAGUGCACUGAGCCUUGGGUUGCAUUUACGCAAUAUAGGGACAUGCACUUCCGACACAUCUAAAGAAAUAAGAUACCGUGUGUGGUGGGCUUUAUACACACUCGAGCAUCGUCUCAGCGUGAUGACAGGCCGACCCUCCUGCAUCAUAGAUGGCGCCUGCACGACCCCUCUCCCUGUCCCUUUCGAUGAGAGCGACUUUCGCAAAGAAUCGGUAAUGCACCUCAUAAGUCGUUCCACACUAGAGGGCCUUAGCCAACCCGGUCUGGCCUUGAGUUCUUCGCCUAAUCCAGACCCCAAGGACACAGGUAAAGGGAUAGAGAGCGCAGAUGCAAACGCCGCUGCACCGUGCAAGUCAUUAUACUUCUUGCAGUUGGUAAAAUUGACUUCAAUUGCGAAAAGGAUGACAAACAAACUCUACAGCCCUGAUGGGGUGGAAAAGCCUUGGUCAAGUAUGGAAUUUGCGAUACGAGGACUCAUGCUUGAUCUUGAUUCCUGGCUUAUAAAUCUGCCCGCUGCUUACGAUUUUACCUCUACACACACUUCGCAAGGCUCGGCAACCCACAGAAUGAGCCUAGCUCUCACAUUUUACAGUACGAAGAUUGGGGUCACAAAGCCGUGCCUUCGCCGUAUAGAGUCAAGUGCACUUGGUGAUAAAUCGGAAGAAUUCUGCAGGAAGGCUGCAGUUGAAUGUGUAGAAUCAGCUUGCCAUUUGUUGAGACUAUUUCCUGAGCCUCUGGAAGCGGCAUUACUUCACAAAUUGUCUCCAUGGUGGUGCAUAUUACAUUUCCUUAUGCAAGCAACUGCCAUCUUGUUGAUUGAGCUUUCUUUCCAUGUCCAACACGUUCCUGAAAAAGCGGCCAUGGUGUCAAAGGCAGUUAAGAAGUCCUACGAUUGGCUGUCAGUUAUGUCUGAGACUAGUAUGGCCUCAGAAAAAGCUCGGAGAAUGUGUGAUGAGUUCCUGCGCCGACUUGGCUUCAAUGGCGGUACUGAGAUCCACAGCUUCCCUUGUAUAGCGGGCCUUACCUCACAGAACUCGCCCGGUGACGAACUUCACGAUCCACGUCACAGAUCCACAAGAGUAGCCACCCCCAAUGGUAUCCCAGGCAGAGAAGGUUCUAUGCCAUUGUCACCGGUAGACCAUUCCAGUGCCGCAUUUGCCCGGCCAUCGUCAGUUGACCUGGAAGUCCCGGAGACACAUGAAUUUGAGCAAGAUGGGAAAAUUUUCGCUGUCCACAAUCUUUAUGACAGCUAUUUACCCUACGACCCUAACACGGGUCAGAUAACCGGUUCAUUUUUCCCUUCCGAAGAUGAUAUUGAUAUCAGACUGGGGCCAUAUAAUUGGGAUGAAACGAUGGGAUGA
This is a messenger RNA of Aspergillus nomiae NRRL 13137, 2232 nucleotides long. Its product is annotated as CeGAL family transcription factor. Bases 1 to 2232 code for a protein of 743 amino acids. Gene Ontology annotation, molecular function: zinc ion binding; DNA binding. Gene Ontology annotation, biological process: DNA-templated transcription. The record is from RefSeq and is a predicted model, not a curated record. NCBI's taxonomy places the organism in Eukaryota, Fungi, Ascomycota, Eurotiomycetes, Eurotiales, Aspergillaceae. The transcript is spliced from 3 exons.